AUUGUUUCUUUUCCCGUCUUUUUCCAACCGAUCUGUCAACUAAUUUAAAUAACAUCGCUUCAUCAACAGUCUCAGUUUCUGGCAAUCUUCCCAAGUCUACAAUUGUCGAUUCCAAUUCCACUGAUAAUGGAGCCGACAUAAGUGAUUCAAGUGCUAUUGGAGUUAGGGGAAUUGGUAGUCAAAUUAACCUUAAUGGGCCCACUCCUCUUUUUCUAUCGAGCCGCUACUUGAUCCGACCCCGUCGUCAGCAGGCCAAUUUGGGCUAUUUCGAAAGCACUAAAACUCCCAUUGCCGACAACUACAAUGGCCUGCCUCAAAUCGUCAGUCUUCCAACCAUUCCAAGAAAAGACAAAUCAAUUUCAGAUAUCCAAAAAAAUGCUCACAAAUUGCCUUCUGACUCGCAAUCUAAUCUUCUCCCCGACGGUAAUUUAACCUUGCUCGGCCAGUUGCCUGUCGUUCCUCAGAACCGCCAUCUGUUGCUAGUCAGUUUGAAUAGUCUGGUAUGGUAUGCUGGAAACCCUGAAGUCUUUGGGUCGCAGCAUGCUGACCCAAUGGAUCAAUUUGCUUGGCUCAAUCAAAGUUUUAACUGGGCAAGAAGGACUAACGCUAAGGUAAGAAUUCUUUGGCAUUGUUUUUAUGCACAAAAUCGGUGUUUCGUAGGAUUCUUUAAUGAUUUUGUGACUCGAAUUUUCUUUUCAAAUAAUAAGUUAGUUGGAAGGGCUUUGUGA
Molecule: messenger RNA, 728 nt
Organism: Protopolystoma xenopodis
Lineage: Eukaryota; Metazoa; Platyhelminthes; Monogenea; Polystomatidea; Polystomatidae
Source: the annotation of a GenBank genome assembly